AUGAACAUGCAAGGCGUCGCCCUGCACGGGCACAUGAAGCCCGUGACGAUGAUUAAGUUCAACCGCGAGGGGGACCUGCUCUUCUCCACCGCGAAGGAGCCGAACAUCAGCGUGUGGUACACAAAGACGGGGGAGCGGCUGGGGGUGUUCGCCGGGCACAGCGCGAUCGCGGCGUGCGACGUGAACAACUACUCCACCCUCCUCGUGACGGGCGGGAUGGACUUCAAGGCGAAGCUGUGGUGCGUGGAGAGCGGGGAGGAGCUGGCGAACAUCAUGCUGAAGAGCCCGGCCCGCGCGGUCGGCUUCGCCCACGACGACAGCCGCGUGAUGGUCGCCACCUCGCGCAAGAUGGGCGAGAAGUCGGCGAUCCAGCUCUACAACCUCCCCUUCGCCGUGCCCAAGGAGGACUACGCGGUGCAGCCGGUGAAGACGGCCUUCAACCCGUGCGCAGAGUUCGUGUCGGAGUGCGACGACAUCACCUACGCCGUGUGGGGGCCGACGAACGACACGAUUUACUACGCCAUGUCCGACGGCGCCGUGGCCAUCCUCGACGUGGAGACGAUGCGCACCGUGCGCACGCAGCAGCCGCACGAGGAGGCGGUCAACCGCAUCCACUUCGACCCCAACUACUACACCCUCAUCACCGCCUCGAAGGACAAGACGGCGCGCCUGCUCGACUCGCGCGACGUGUCGGUGGUGCAGACGUACACCAGCGACGUGCCAGUCAACGACGCCGCCGUCUCCCCCUGCGGCGACCACGUCAUUUUAGGCGGCGGCAUGGAGGCGCAGGACGUCACCACGCAGGGCGGCCAGACCAGCUUCGAGGUGAAGUUCUACCACAAGGUGCACGAGCGGCAGCUGGGGCAGGUGCGGUGCCACUUUGGAACGAUUAACGCCGUCGCCUUCUUCCCCGACGGCCGCGGCUUCGCGAGCGGCGCCUUCGACGGCCUCGUGAAGCUCCACCGCUUCGACGACAACUACGACGCCGCGCCCGGGGCGAAGCCGGUGUGGUCGCCGGAGCAGUAG
This is a messenger RNA of Trypanosoma conorhini, 1026 nucleotides long. RefSeq names its product translation initiation factor 34. The coding region runs from base 1 to 1026 and encodes 341 amino acids. The transcript has a single exon. The record is from RefSeq and is a predicted model, not a curated record. Gene Ontology annotation, cellular component: cytoplasm; eukaryotic translation initiation factor 3 complex, eIF3m. NCBI's taxonomy places the organism in Eukaryota, Euglenozoa, Kinetoplastea, Trypanosomatida, Trypanosomatidae. Gene Ontology annotation, biological process: cytoplasmic translational initiation. Gene Ontology annotation, molecular function: protein binding; RNA binding; translation initiation factor activity.